This is a messenger RNA of Wallemia mellicola CBS 633.66, 1141 nucleotides long. RefSeq names its product 3-isopropylmalate dehydrogenase. The coding region runs from base 17 to 1135 and encodes 372 amino acids. Lineage: Eukaryota; Fungi; Basidiomycota; Wallemiomycetes; Wallemiales; Wallemiaceae. The transcript is spliced from 8 exons. The record is from RefSeq and is a predicted model, not a curated record. Gene Ontology annotation, biological process: L-leucine biosynthetic process. Gene Ontology annotation, molecular function: 3-isopropylmalate dehydrogenase activity. Gene Ontology annotation, cellular component: cytosol.
AACUACUAUCAUUAUAAUGUCGCAUAAUAUUACAGUACUCGCAGGAGAUGGAAUUGGUCCAGAAGUUAUCGGACAAGCCACUCGCGUUUUCGACAAGAUCUCAGAAGUCAAUCCUAGCAUCAAAUUCAACCUGACCCAUAAGUUGUUUGGUGGAUGCGCUAUUGAUGCUACCGGUGAACCACUUCCAAGUGAUACACUCGAAAGCUGUAGAAACUCGGACGCUGUACUGAUGGGAUCAGUUGGUGGUCCAAAGUGGGGCCCAAGCUCACCAGUCCGUCCAGAGCAAGGUAUUCUCGCUCUCCGCAAAGCGCUUAACCUCUUCGCGAACAUCCGUCCAGCUUCAUUUGCUUCAGAUAGUUUACUCGCAUACACACCACUUAAGGAAGAAGUAGCCAAGGGUACUGAUGUUAUCAUCUUAAGAGAAUUGACUGGUGGUAUCUACUUCGGAAAGCGUCAAGAAGCUGAUGCCAAUGGCUAUGCUUUCGACACUAUGGAAUAUUCACAAUCAGAGGUCGAAAGAAUCGCUAGAGUUGCUGCCGAACUCGCGCUCUCAUAUAAUCCACCACUUCCAGUCCAUAGCAUUGACAAGGCUAACGUCCUUGCUACUUCACGUCUCUGGCGUAAGACAGUCACGGAGCUUUAUGCCAAGGAAUACCCACAGAUUGAGCUCGAUCAUCAUUACGUUGACUCUGCUUCGAUGUUCCUCGUCAAUAACCCACGUAGACUUAACGGUGUAGCGCUCAUGGAGAAUCUCUUUGGUGAUAUUCUCUCAGAUGAGGCCUCUGUCAUUCCAGGUGCUUUGGGUCUACUCCCAUCAUCAUCUUUGAGCGCUGUUCCAAACAAGGAAAAGAAGACAUUUGGUUUGCACGAGCCAAUUGGCGGUAGUGCCCCUGAUAUCGCUGGUCAAGGAAUCGCUAACCCAGUUGGUACAAUCCUCUCUGCAGCACUUCUCCUUCGCUACUCACUUGGAUUGCAUGCUGAAGCUGCUGCUGUUGAACUUGCUGUAAGAAAGGUUCUUGAUGAUGAGAAGAUAGGUGGACGUGGCUUGCGUACUGGCGACUUGGGUGGAAAAACCAAGACAGCUGAGUUUGGUGAUGCGUUCAUCGAAGAGCUGGAGAAAGCUUUGAAAGCAUAGCAUUGU